Aedes albopictus (Asian tiger mosquito) is the source of this 1486-nucleotide messenger RNA. Its product is annotated as CLIP domain-containing serine protease B10. Gene Ontology annotation, molecular function: serine-type endopeptidase activity. The transcript has 4 exons. The record is from RefSeq and is a predicted model, not a curated record. Gene Ontology annotation, biological process: proteolysis. The coding region runs from base 238 to 1380 and encodes 380 amino acids. NCBI's taxonomy places the organism in Eukaryota, Metazoa, Arthropoda, Insecta, Diptera, Culicidae.
CCAUAAUAUGGAGACGGCGUCGAAAAAACUGGUUGAUGAUUCAAACAUAUCAAUAGAAGCAGAGGGAAGAGAUUGUAUUUAUUGUGCUAGCAAGGCGGUAGACAAACCGCCUUAUGCUGGCUUCAAAACAGUUAAUCUUCAGUCGCUGGAGCAUGGUGGGUGCGUUUUGGUCGCGUUUUGAUACAUAUUCCGCAUUUUAAGCUAAACAGAGACACUAGGCAAAAAAGAAACGAAAAUAUGUUAACGUUUUUAUAUAUCGGUUCAAUAUUACUUACAUUUAACAACGUAGUGAACUGUCAAGAAGCAUGCCGUACCCCAAACCGACGUGAAGGCCGCUGUGUAACGCGCCAAGAGUGUCGUAGCUUCAACGAAUAUUUUACCCCGGAUCGCAUUCUCAACCAGGACGAAUUGAACUUUGUGCAACAGUCACGGUGCAGUUUCAGUCCCAUAAAAAUAUGUUGUCCAGAUAGAGUCAGACAAGUUUCAAACACUACAAUCAAUCCUGUAACGAUUCCACUAUCGACAACAUCGACAACAACUCCCGCUCCCUCGAGAGGUCUCCUACCGGAUCCAUCAAAUUUCGAAUGUGGCCUGGACAUGCUGGCGGACAGAAUUGUCGGCGGGUCUGACACCAGCCUGGAGGAAUUUCCGUGGUUUGCUUUACUGAACUAUGUAAAUCGAAAGGGCGUUGAAGCGUUCAAAUGUGGCGGAUCGCUGAUAAACCGCCGAUAUGUUCUAACGGCGGCGCACUGUCUGGACAAUGAACACCUCGAUGCAGGAGAGCGAUUCGUCAACGUACGGCUUGGCGACCACGAUACGUCCAAUGAAAUAGAUUGCGACGAGGAAGACGAACUCAAUCGUGUUUGUGCUGAUCCACCGCAGAACAUUGGCUUCGAAGAACUCAUCAUACAUCCCGGCUACAGAAAAAACGAUCCCAAUCAGCAUAACGACAUUGCGUUGAUCCGACUGGAGCGAGAUGCCGUAUUGAAUUUAUUUGUGACUCCAAUUUGUUUGCCAGACGCCUCGUUCCCUGGAUCCCGUCCUGGUCGGAGAGUAACCAUCACAGGAUUUGGUCACACCGGACGAACGCGUUUCAGUGGUAUCAAACAGAAGGCAUUGGUUCCGAUAGUUGAUCAACAGCAGUGCCGACAGAAGUGGUCAAGAAUAACAAUUGGCGAGGGGCAGUUGUGUGCGGGUGCCGAAUUUAAUAUCGAUUCGUGCUCUGGAGAUUCUGGAGGGCCGUUGAUGAGCCAGAAAUUGUACUGGACCAUUGAGGGAGUAGUGUCGUUCGGUUACAAAUGUGGACUAGAAGGGUGGCCGGGAGUUUAUACAAGGGUUUCCAAUUAUGUUGACUGGAUUAAGAGCGUUAUUAAACAAUGAUUUUCAAUGUUCUAUGACUGAGGUAUUCUGAUGUUUUGUACAACCAUACAUAUGUGACAAAUUUUGCUAAAAUUUUAAAACAAUGAAAUAAACUUAUUCAAGUGAA